CAUAUGCUGCAGCAAAAACAGCAUCAUGUCGACUGCACCAGGGAUGUGUUGGAAAGUGUGCUUCGCCGUAUCUCUCCUGCUGUUCCUACUACACCCUGCGACCAGUCAGGGUGAGCAGCUAACGCCUGGCUCAGGCAGUGGACUUGGGUACGGGUCGGGGCUAACUGGCACACCAGAUCCGCCCACUUGCGACGUGUAUUCAGUGACUUUAGACGUCAGUCUCUUCGAAAGUAUCAUACAAAACCUCCAGAAGGAACUAAACUGUGAAGUUUUGGAGGAAGGAUACGAAGUUCUCUUCAGGUCCUUAGAUGUUGACCUUGAGCUUUUGGAGUCGAGAAAAUCAGCAAUAUUUGCAGACUAUUUUGAAGAUGAUGAUGACAUCAAAUCCUUCUCGCUAGAAGUGUGUACAUAUGAUAUGCUGGCAACGGCAGAUGACCUCUCGUGCAUCGAGCGGCUCUUGCCUUUUGCUGGGGAAUUUGCUAAAGGAGUAAUUGAAAAUGCUGACGAUAGGGCAGGGGCCGUCUUUGUACCUAACCCAAUUCCCUUCUGGGACCACUACUACACCUCCGUUUAUAUGAGUACAAAUGGAGUUGUUUCGUUCGGGAGGCCUUUCACGCAGUACUGGCCUGUCGCCUUCCCAUACGGUUGGAGCAGUGUACCAAUCAUUGCCGCAUAUUGGAAUGACUUGGACUUUCGCAACGACAUCGAAGAUAGUGGAUUGUACUAUUCCGCAUAUGUUAGCUCAGGCCCUAAAAGGGACCAAGCAUUCCUGCAAGAGUUUUCUGAGAGAAUUUCAGCUUACACCGACGGUGUCGAUACAUACGCAGUGUUUCUCUAUCAGGAGGGAGGCAUCAAUUGGAACCGCGAUAGUCGGGAUAUAGUCAUCGGCUAUGACUCAAAGAAUUAUGUGAACUAUCUAAAUGUAGACGGCAGCGAAAGUUUCACCGAAAUUGACAGUGUGAUUGGAAACACGGGCAAUGCUGGGGAGUGGUACUUUCAGCUAGUUGACCCCGACUCUGACUCUGACCCAGAGAAAGAGUGCUUCAAGUGGGUUGGACGAGCAGAAAAAGAACACGCCAGGCGAGACUGGAGGUUUAGGUUCUGGUGGAGGUGGGGUCUCUCUUCCGGACCCAACUGUGCCACGUUGGUGUGGUCAAGAAGACAGAGCACGGUGGAGUGUUGCUACGAUGAUAGCAGUGGAGCUCUGCUGGUUGGGGGCAGGACUGGAGGGAGCUACAAACUCCACCAUCCAUUGUUCUCCAACAGAAAUUACAUCACUGAAGACAAGCAACCAUUCGAAAACUGCUGUCAAUCCUCUAGACUCUGCUCAGUGUUUUAUACCUUCAGACCCUCUGAUGACUGCAGUGAAUACAGUCCAUCUGAAAUUGGUUUUACAUGGGGUGACCCCCACUUCCAGACAGUAGAUGGGCUAACGUAUACGUUCAAUGGCUAUGGGGAAUACGUGUUACUGCAGUCUGAUGCUAACAACUUGACAGUGCAAACCCGUUUGGUGGGAGUGGACAUGAAUAGCACAGGCACAGUAUUUUCAGCUGUGGUAGUUGUUCAGGGACGUGUUCAGCCGGUGCAGGUCGACCUGAGCGAAGGGAGUGUUUUUGCAUAUGUUAAUGGAACACCUGUAGAUAUACCAUCUGAAGAAGACGAAGGGUUGAUUAUUACGGAAAGCAGAAUGUAUGCUUCCCUCAUGGAAUUUAGUGGAGAUGAACAAAACUCCAUGUCUUCCGAGUACAUCUCACUUACUUCUAGCGAUGAAAAUAUCAUCAUUUCAACAUCGACUGGUGCUUCUGUAAUGGUUUCUAGCUCCUCUUCUGCACUUCAUUUGGCAGUCGAAGUCAACGAUGCGUUUGUCAACAGUACCAAGGGUCUGUUAGGUUACUUGAACGAGGACACUUCAGACGACUUUUACAGACCAGAUGGUACUAUACUGAGCAGAAACAGCAGUGAAAGAGAUAUCUUUGACUAUGGAAUAUCAUGGCAUGUUGGUGAAGAAAUGUCCAAAUUCAAAUAUUUCGAUGGACAUAGCUACUCGACUUACAACGAUGGCUGGGACGAGCAUACACCAACAUUUACUGAUGAGCUUGACACAUCUAUACUCGAUGACUUAGACGCAGUGUGUGAAGGCAAUACACAGUGUAUUUUCGACUACGCCAUUACCAACAAUGCCAGUUUUGCUGCAGCUACAUACGCAGUCAGUACAGAGAAUGAAGAUACUCAGAAUAUCCUCGAUAAUACUCCGCCGACUAUUAGUGGUCCUACGGUAGUAUAUGUCACCAGAGGAAAAAUAUUUGAAGAGACCUUCACUGUUUAUGAUGCAGAUGGCCACAACAUAACUGCUUUUGAACUAGUUCAGUCUGGAGAUCUUAGUCUGGAUUUUAGUGGAGACACAGCUCUACUGGUUUGGGACACUCCCGGUUCAGAGCUACCCCAAACCCCAAUUCAUAUACUAGCCAAUGACAGCAUGGGUGCUGCCACUCUCCAUGCAGUCUCCAUUGUACUGUGUGCUUGUGUCAACAAUGGGACUUGCAACAACGACACUGCACCUAUGUUUGAUAGCACCAACGGACACUAUCUCCAAGAGUGUCUGUGCGAGGAGCUGUUUUCGGGAGAUUUUUGUGAGAACGAUGACAGAGGAUGCUCUGAUGACUCGUGUCCCGAGUCUGCCGUGUGUGUUGAGGACACCUCAGUUGAUGUUGGAUACAACUGCUCAUCAUGUCAGGAUGGAUACGAACUAGCACUAGACGGAAAGUGUACUGAUAUUAAUGAGUGUGAUACAGAAGAGCAUGGCUGCAUGCACAUCUGCAACAACACUGAGGGAAGCUAUGAAUGCCUGUGCGAGGAUGGCUAUGAGCUGACGGAGGAUGGCAGAAACUGCACUGGCCUUUGUAGUGGUUGUCAAAUAAUGAGCUCAUGUGCUAAAGUUGGUGAUCAGGGAUUUUGUCUAUGUUUGACCAUUGGUAAAUACUGUGUGGGAGACUGCAAUGGAACAGUACUUGCAGACAAUAACAUACAAGUUGGAGAGCAUAGCUGUGAAGAUUGCAUGCCUAAUAGAUAUGGUUACAGAUGCAAAAGAGUGUGUGACUGUGAGAAUGGAGAUUGUGACCCGGUCAAAGGUUGUGUCUGCGAUGCUGGCUACACUGGAAACCACUGCGAGUCAGAAAUAAACGAAGCUGCACCGGAAUUUGUCAACGACACUAUCAAGGCACUGAGACUCUCCUGGAACCUUCCAGAAGGUGCAGUAUUGGCACAGUUCAAUGCCACUGACAUGGAUGCCGGUCAACCAGGUGAGCUGAACUAUCGCCUCUACCAUGGCCACCAGCUCCCCGUGAACGUGUCAAGUGGGGAGGGCAUCUUCAGUAUUGACAACGAGACUGGUGUACUUGUCCUAGCCAAAGAUCUUAACACCACUCGAGGCCUGUACAGACGCUUUGUUCUUGUAGUUGUAGCUAGUGACUCUGGGCGAAAUCCACAAAGUAGUGAGAUAACCGUGUCUGUAACUCUAGAGGACACGCCAGCUCCGAUUCCCAGUUUCGACAAAGGUCUCUACAUGGUUGAGAUCUCGGAGAAUGUUCUGGAUAAUUCAAUAGUCUUGAACUUUUCUUGCACUGAACCCGAGGAUGCUACUGGUACUAGUAAUCUUACCACACGUCUAACAGAGAGCAAUGACUCCAAACUGUUCUCACUCGAAGGUGAAUAUGAUGACCUAAUGCUUGUUUUGUUGAAACAGAGAGACUAUGAAGCUCUACGAGACACAACUCUACCCCAUUAUACCCUUGAGGUUACUUGCUCCAAUCAGUAUGAGAUCACAGCAUCAGCUACCGUAGAUAUAGAAGUUUUGAACGAGGACGAUAACAGUUUUGAGUUCGACAAUGCCACGUAUUUUGCGGUUGUACCAGAGAAUGUACAACGGUACCACCACGUACUUACUGUGUCGGCGUUUGACCCCGAUAUACCUGAUGGCAACAUCACAUAUGACGUCACCGGACAACCAACAGAAUUCAGUAUACGGCCAAAUGGCACUGUUUACGUAACUUAUUCUGUAGACCGUGAAAAAGAAGACAAUUAUAUCCUCAACAUAGAAGCAACGCUAUCUUCCAGCAGAGAAGUAACUAAAGCAGUAGUUAAUAUCACCAUAUCUGACAUCAACGAAGGCCCUCCAAUUUUCAGCAACGAUCUUUACACUUCUGAUAACCUCACAACCGCUAAUACAGUGGGAGACGUUGCGUUAGCAGUUGCUGCAUUCGAUAGCGACUUUGAAAACAACGGCUCUGUAGUUUACAGCAUAGAAGAGAACGCUCUCUUUGCCAUAAACAACCUUACGGGUGUAGUCUACAUCAAAAAUGCCAGUGUUGUAUCCCUUUAUGGCUCCUAUGUACUUAAAGUUUAUGCAACAGACGAGGGUAACCCUCCAAUGAGUAGCACCUCACGAGUUGAUAUAUAUGUCGCGCCAAUACCAGACAGCAUAGAAUUUCAAGAUAUUCCAUCAACUAUCAGAAUCCAUGAAGACAACCCCAGAGGCUAUGAGAUUGAAUCCAUUGUUGCCGUUGUUGUCGAUCGAAAUGGCGGUGUUAUCGUUGAUGCACAGACAGUUGGUGAUGUACAAUAUGAGCUGAUGCAAACAAAUGGUUCUGAAAGCUUUCACAUAGGGAGGUAUAGCGGGAAUCUCAUCCUACUCAACUCACUAGAUUUCGAGGAAGUAAAAUCAUACAAUCUCACAAUAGUUGCAUCGAUACCUAACUACGCCAAUGCAACAAUUGAAUCUACGGCAUCAAUUGAAGUGUCGGUAGUUGAUGUGAAUGACAAUUCUCCAGUUUUCACGCCAUCUUUUUACACUGAGGUUGUAGAAGAAUUUACCCGAGUUGGGAGGAGCGUCCUAACUGUACAUGCCGAUGAUGCUGACUCGGGCAACAAUGCAGACGUAAGCUACCGCUUGAAAGACGGUGAAGACGUAGUACCCUUCUCUGUUGAUCGUGUGAAUGGUGUGAUUAAUGUAACUAGUGCUUUAGACACACCUCUUGAUUACAGGUUCUAUGUCGUUGCUGACGACAACGGCACGCCACGUCGCAGCUCUGAAACCGUUGUAUUUAUAUCAGUGGUACGGUCGCUGUCUGUCGUCCCUGAGUUUGAUAGGCAGCAGUAUGUCUUCAACGUCUCAGAAAAUUCCCCGCCUGGAACUGAGAUUGGCAGCGUUCUCGCUCAUGUGGCCGGGAACAACAGUAUUGAUGGAUACACCCACCUCAAGUACAGGCUGCAGGAUGCUUCAAUGUUUCAUAUUGACCCAGACCUUGGAAAUUUGUCCGUUCUUUCGGCAUUGGAUGCCGAGCAUCAGACCGUGUACAUCAUAUACGCCGAGGUUUACAAUGACACUUACGUGUUUGACAAUGCAACGAUUGAAGUGCAUGUGGACGACGUGAACGAUCAUGCGCCUCAGUUUAGACAGUCUCUCUACACAGACGUCAUCACUACAGCCCGGCCCCAACACUCAGUUCUUUUCAACGUCUCGGCUGAUGACGACGAUGAACUUGGGUCUAGAAACUCACAGGUGCAAUACACCAUUGCCGAAUCCGAGACUAUUGGAUUUGGAAUCAACCACACCACCGGAGCUGUGUACAUCGUCAACUCGACAUUGUAUGCAGGCGACUACCACUUGACGGCUGUGGCUACUGACGAAGGAGACCCACGCAUGUCUGGAACGGUCCUCGUCUUCAUUUCUGUCAUCCCAGCCAGUCCACAGAGCAUUCUAUUCGAAGAGAGCGAGUACACAUUUGAAGUCAGUGAAGAUGCUGCACCCGAGACUUUGGUUGGUAGAGUUGUAGCUCUGGACCACAAUCGCAUGCCUUUCCCCGAGGGAAGUGAUCUUAGGUACCGCUUCUCAGACGCAAAUCUGACCGACUUUGUCCACUUGACAGUUGGUCCAAUGACAGGUGACGUACUGGUCUCUAGUUCGUUGGACAGAGAGAACCAAUCUCGCUAUACGCUAGUUGUUAUUGCUGAGUACGAAGGAAACCAAACGGGGGAGGUAAAAAUGACCGUGAAUGUGCUUGACAUCAAUGACAACCCUCCAAUUUUCACAAAAGACGUUUACGCAAAGGGAAUUUUUACCACUUAUGGCAAUUCAACAGCAAUCCUGCAAGUGACUGCUUUUGAUAUCGAUGACGAUCUCAACGGAACGGUCCAGUACAGUUUCAGUGACGGAGAAAGUCAGACUGACCAAUUCCGAAUAACCAACACAGGAGAAAUUUACUCCCUGACUGAAACUAUUCCUGCGGGCGACUAUCGACUGAUUAUCACGGCGUCCGACUCAAACCCCACGAUGCCUGAAAAUAGUACCACGAUUGUGAGUAUCUGUGUCACCUACCAGCAGCCAAAUUUGCCCUUACAGAUAACGACAACAAUGUUUCAGAUACCUGAAAACUCCCCGGCAGGAACUGAGGUGGGCACGGUCCAGCUUGUAGCCGGGGGGAUGGUGAUUGUGCCAGAACACUACAGUGGAAACCUGGAGUUUUCAAUCGGAGAGGAUUAUUUCGUGAUCAAUGAAAGCAACGGAACUCUGAAGCUAGUUGGAGCACUGGACCGGGAACUGCGGAGCAAUUACUCUUUCGGAGUCACAGCUGAGUUUAGUGACUAUGACAUCCACGUCACUAUUACACUAACCAUCAAAGUUGUAGAUGAAAAUGACAAUAGGCCUGUUUUUAACCCAAUUCUGUACUCGACCAUAAUUGAUGACGGCUAUGCAGACAAUCAACGUGUCCCAACUGACGAAAUACUGGUCACUGAUAGAGACGAAGGCAUUAAUGCACAACUUGACAUCUCCCUUGAUGAACUGAAUCCGUUUGGGAUUCGCCUGAUUUCAAACACAACAGGUGAAUUACGUGGUGAGAUCAUUGUUCAGAACGCUUCCCUACUGGAGCCAGAAACGGCCUAUAUUUUCAACAUCAUUGCUUCAGAUGGAGGAAACCCACCGGAAACCGCAAUGGCUACUGUUCGUAUUCAAGUUGAAUACGCUAUUCCCGACACGAUAUAUUUCCCAUACGCUCACUAUGCCUUCAACCAUACAGAAAACUCGCCUACUGCAACUGAGGCGGGCAGGGUCAGUGUACUACCAGAUACACCGGCUCUGGAUGAUCUCGUGUACUCUGUCAGCGGAGGUUCCGGGGUUUUUGUCUUCCACAUUCACCAAUACUCUGGCGUCAUCUCCAACCACUUCCCUCUGGACAGGGAACAAGGAGACGAGUUCAACCUCACCAUAACCGCCCGGCUUAUCCACCACCCGAUUCCUUCCCUGUCUGCUACUACCUCUGUGACUGUCACCAUCCUUGACACAAACGAUAACGUUCCAAUCUUUGACCGAUCGUCCUACUCUGCCGUAGUCUAUAUUGACGAGUUGGUGACUGAUGUACCAAUCAUUAGUGUGUCCGCAAGUGAUGCAGACGUUGGAGAAAACUCUGUAAUAAGUUACUCAAUAGUUGAUCAUAGAGACUCCUUUAAUAUACUAGAGAAUGGUAGUAUAUUUGCCGUUAAUUCAACCUCACUGGAAGUGAGGACGUACAGUCUCACCGUAGAGGCCACAGACAUGGGAGACGAGCCAUUGACUGGCAGUACAAUUGUUCUCAUUGACAUUCGUCAAGGUAUCCCAGACUCCAUCGCCUUUUCUGAAGCUCAGUACAACUUCAAUGUCAGUGAGUACAACAUAUCAGGAACCGCGGUGGGAGAGGUAGCACUGUAUCCUCCACUGCCCACAGAGUUUGUUCAGUAUCGCAGCUUCAGCUCCGACAGCGAAGACUUUGUGGUCGUGACGCAGUCUGGAGUCGUACAGUCACGUCGACAGUUUGACUAUGAGUCUAGCGAAACUGUCAUAGAUUUCGAAGUGGUGUGUACUCUUUAUCUGCCUCACGAAAACGGUGUGAAUCUCACAGAUACAGCUUCGGUAAGAGUAAUUGUUCUGGAUGAAAAUGACAAUGCUCCCGAGUUUACCAACUUUCCUCACAACAUAGAGUACCGCGAGAACGUGACACAAGCGGAGAAUAUAACACGCAUAUCGGCAAACGACGCCGACGCUGGUAGCAAUGCAGAGCUAGUGUUUUCAAUAGUCAACAACAAACUCUUGUAUAUUGAUCCCAGUACAGGUGACGUAUUUGUCUUGCCUGGCCUUGAUAGGGAGGAGCAGGAAGUCCACAUAGUCUCAGUGUUGGUAACAGACAAAGGGAGAGUUCCAAAGUCGUAUCAGGACGACUUCACUCUCACUCUGCUAGACAUCAACGACAACAGUCCCGUACUGGUUGAAACAGAGUUUAGCGUGGACGAAAGGGUCUCUGGAGCUGUUGUCUUUCAACUUCAGUACAGAGACUCAGACGAACAAGAGUAUGGCAGAGCGACCAUUCAUAUUUCCUCUGGUCAAAGUGAGAAUCGUUUUACCGUAGACAGCGCUUCAGGUGAAGUGACUCUAAACGAAGCCCUCGAUUUUGAAGUUGAGCAGAGUGUGGAGUUUCUUGUAGACUUAGUUGACAAUCCCAAUGAUGACCCUUCAAACUCCAACAGAGUUGAGUAUACUGUGAUUGUGAACGUUAUUGACAAACCAGAUAACCCACCAGAGUUUGACACUGACACAGUACAGACCUUGGUCAUCGAUCCAGUCAUCACACAAGGUGACACACUAAUCCAGGGGGAAGAUUAUAGCGUUAGAGUGAGAGCAACUGACAACAGUGAAUAUAAACUGUUCUCCACUAUUGAGCUAUAUAUCACAAUUGAUGCACGCAGUCUUACGUUUGAGAAUGAAGUGUAUGCCAGUUCGAUACCUGAAGACACUCCGGUGAAUGACAAAGUGAAUCAGUUGAGAAUACAGGAGUUGGCCCAAUCUAGUGACUAUCAUUAUUCAUUCGCUUAUGAGAUCAUAUCCCCACAAGGUGUGGCUGACCCUUUCAGAUCGGAGACCGGCCAAUACCAAAUCGACAUAUUUGUAAAUGCUGAUCUAAACCGCGAGGCUGUACCCAUCUAUAUACUACAAGUCAGUGCAACAAGAUACCUAGUGAGUGACCGAGACAUGGUUGAAAGUUUGAUGGUUGACUUUACCAUAACCAUAGAGGAUGUGAACGACAACGUACCAGUUAUACCACCGCCACGGCCUCUAUAUUACGUCUCAGAAGCUGAUGCAAUAAACACAGUGGUCACCCAGGUCGUAGCUACUGACAGUGACAUUGGAUCAAACAAGGCUCUCCAGUAUUCCAUCAUCGACCCCUCAACAAGUCCGUUUGAAAUCAACCGAAAUGAUGGAACUAUCACAAUAAGACAGCAACUAGAUUUCGAGUCUCAAGAGACGUACACACUCACAGUUGAGGUAGAAGAUCUCGGAACGCCUCCUCUAUCUUCAACAGCCCCGUACACAAUACAGAUACAGAAUGUAAAUGACGUGCCACCGGCAUUUGCAGCACCGGCCUACUUUGGAGAACUAUACACACGUGCCCCGGCCAACAGCGACGUCAUACACGUCUUGCUCGAAGUGUCUGAUCUGGACGGUGACACCACCUUUACUUUCUCGAUAUCCCCCGACCCGAGUGAUGCCAGUGCUGAGGAGUACAGUCUAAGUGUAAGGAGCCAGCCACCCUACCACGUGAUAGCCAACCGAAUACCCAGCAAUGCCCAGUCAGGUCUCAGGAAAUUCACAGUCGAGGUGUCUGAUCACGUACACAAAACCUCUACAGUUCUCUACUUGGGAGUGUUUGCCCAGGAACACUUACUCCCCAUGACUGUGUCUGGGCAGUCCAAAGAAGAUUUUCUAACGGCUGAUGUUUUGAGAAUGCUAAAUACCCAACUCUCUUCUGUAUUUGGGCGACCCGUGUCUUACUACUACGAAUCUAUUGAUGAGUCCAUCACAGACACAAAAGUCUUGAUUGUGAGUGUGUAUGGGUGGUAUGGAGGCUACGGGACCAGAUACGACAAUGGCAAGGAGGAGACACGGGAGCUAUCUAACUCCGUCAGCUAUGUCACCUACAGCGAGGUGGAAGAAGGGGCAAUCGCAAGUGCCGUUUCUGCAGCGGGGAUCGGCGAUCUUGAUAUUAGCGUGGGGGACGUACCAGUCUCCAGUCCCACUGCAGAGCCGCCUACAGCAGCAGCAGCAGACAAUACGCUACUGGUGGGGAUCAUCAGUGGAGCCGUCGUGGCUGUUCUACUCAUCAUACUUCUCAUUGUCGUCAUCAGCGUCUUUGGUCGGAGAAGAAAGCCAAAGCCAGAGAAAGAUAUGUAUUCCGAUCUCAGUUACAAGCGCAAAAGACGUGCAAAGAGACCAGAGAGCUUUUCCCUCACGCAAAAAGGAACCAACAGCGACCUCGCAUAUGAGACUAUGUUUGACGACGAUGAAAUGCUUAAUGAGGAGCAGACAAUGCCUUGGAGACCUCUUCGCAAGGCCUCGACUGAGAAAGCAGCUGAACGGGGCUCAGUGAUGGAGCUGGACCGCACCAAAUACCUGGACUCCUACCAGCAAUCUACCCCCAUGCAACCUGGCCAGCGAAUGGGAGAGUAUGACAUGUUCCUCAACCGAAAUGCCCCCGAAGCUGAACGCUCCCGCAGACCAUCUCUGGACAACAUGGCAGGCACCAACACCCCCCACUCCACACCAGUACAUGCCAACAGUCGCAGUACACUCCCGGCCAAGGCUAACAGCCGAACCGCCCAUGUGAACAGCCAAACUACAUCACCAGUCCAUGUCAACAGUCGAAGUGCCGCACAGGUUGGUGUGAACAGCCGAAGUGCUGCACCAGCUGGCGUUAACAGCCGUGGUAGAGCAGCAAACAGCCGAAGUGCUAGCGUCAACAGUCGUGCUAACAGUCGUGGAAUACCCAGACAGUGACAACCCAAAACUUUACACACGAAGCAACUUUACACAAAUAUUAUGCACGCAUUAUAACAGCUUGUGUUCAAGUUAUUUUCUGUACAAAAUGUCGUGAUUUUAAUAGUGAGAGCAGCAUUCUCUAUGUACACACAUUACAUAAUAAUCUCUGUACAAUGAUUCCUACAAGCCCUAUGGUCUAGCAGUGUUAGAGCUCGUCUUUUCCGGCUGCCUCUUCUUCCUCUACCUCCCCCGCCUCCUCCUCCUCACCCUCUCCUCCCACCUCGUCCCCUAGCUGUGCCUCAAGGUCUUCCAUCGAGAAUAUCUCCUCACCGUCCUCUGGGGGAAAAUCGUCUCCCCAGUCGUCGUCAUCUUCUUCCUCUUCCUCCUCCUCCUCCACUUCUUCCUCAGCUUUGGCUGCAGCCUCGGCUUCGCGCUUCUUUCGCUCCUCUUCAUCUUG
This is a messenger RNA of Geodia barretti, 11297 nucleotides long. The record is from the annotation of a GenBank genome assembly. NCBI's taxonomy places the organism in Eukaryota, Metazoa, Porifera, Demospongiae, Tetractinellida, Geodiidae.